AUGAACGAAGAAGCGAGUUCAGUUGUUCUUCUCCCCGAGGUCAAAGUGGAACCUUAUGAAACUUCUGAAAACCAUGCCGACAGCGAAGAAAGUUCUCUUGAAAGUCCAACAGACGAAAAUUCGCUGCCGCGUUUUGGCGAAACUUCGGAAGAAGAUAUCCAAAGGUUGCUGGAGCACCGUUCGUGCAGCGAAAACACAUGGCGAGCGACCAAAAAUGCCGUCAAGAUUCUCCGAGACUACAUGGAGGAAAAAAGCAUGGACGUUAACUUUGAGAAAUUGGACAAACAAGCGCUCAAUGAUCUUUUACGUAAAUUUUACGUCGAGGCGCGGAAAAAGAAUGGAGAUUAUUACAAAUCAUCGGCCCUAGGAAGCAUACGUUUUGGUAUUCACCGGUACUUACAGUCACAAAAGAGGAACAUUGACAUCAGAAAUGAUCCUGAAUUUACCGAUUCCAAUAAAAUAUUCAAAGCGCAAGUUAUAAAGCUUAACAAGCAGGGAAAAGGCGAAGUGAACCGUUCCGACAUCGGUCCGGACGAUUUGAAGAAGCUGUAUCUCUCCGAUGUGCUGUCGCCAUUUAGCGCUGAUGGUCUUCAACGGAAAGUGUUUUUUGACCUUCUCAUGUAUUUACCUGGAAAACGUAACCGCAGCAAUGUAAGAGAGCAAACUCGAGACUCGUUUCUUGUCGGUUAUGAUUCAAGUACUGGUUUGAAGUACAUUUAUCCAAAUCCUUCGCACUGUGAAAAUGUUUUUGCUGAAGGAAAAUGUCCAAAGAUGAAUGAGAAACCAGGUAAGCCUAAGUCGAAAGCGCGCGAAGUCUUUUGCCAUUUUGUUCAUUUUUGUGACGACCUCAAAAUCGCCUAACAAACCUAAAAACGAAAAGAUUUGGACAACAAAAUAACAAGCACAACUUGAAAGCUAAAUAAGCAAGCUUAAAGUUGACAAAAAUGAUAUGUAAGUUAUGGUUUUCUCACUGCUGUUCUUAACAGUUGUUUUGUUAACCGCGUGGUAAUGUCAUUAUUGUGAAUGCCGAAAAGCGGUAGAAAACCGUUUUUGUUUUGUCAUUUCCUUUUUUAAGUUUUUUAAAAAGGAAAAACUAGACAUCGUUUAGCUUUCGUCGUGUUAUUAAGACUCUUUAGACUUACGUUGAACGUUAAGCUUAAACUUUUCAUUUUUUUAAAGGUCAAAGCUCAGUGUAAAGGCGUUUUCCCGUUAAACUACCAGUAGUAAAGAAUUUCUUACCGGUGAUAUUCUUUACACACUAAUUCCUUUACACAGAAAUCACAGAAUAACUCCUCAAUAAACUUAAGCUUAAAUCAGAAGUAAUCGCGUUAUUUUAAAGGUAUCAACCUUUACUAGUUUUAGACUUUUAAACGACUUUUACGAUUCAUGAAAUAAAAGAAGCUCUUAUAUUCACAAAAGGCAAAUGUGGCUAACCAAAUUAUAAUAAAAUAUUGUUGUUGUACUUCCAAUCCUUCACUAGGAAAUCCAAGAUGUCCGGUUUCAUCAUUUCUGAAAUAUCUUUCAAAGUUGAAUCCCAUGAACUUAUACUUAUGGCAGAGACCUAAGGCUUCAUUUAAACAUCAUGCUUGUGAAGAUGACCCCGUGUGGUACGAGAAUGCAGCAGUCGGGCACAAUUCUCUGGGUGAGAUGAUGACCAACAUGUCAAAGCUUGCAAGAUUAUCCAGAGUUUACACCAACAACUGUAUACGAGGGACCUAUGUGGCAAUUCUUGACAGUUUAGUGGAGGACUAUCCUCUUGUUACAACCCUAGUGUCUAUGCCAGUUUCUCAAAGAUACCAACCUAUCCUUCCUCGCGAGCCUUGUGAUGAGCGCCCAACCAUGGUAUCAGUCAGUGAGAAGUAUCAGCUGCACAGUCCAGAUGUGACAGUGUCUUCCAGGGGCAGUGAAAUCCAAGAAGGUCAUUCCUCACCAUUCAGUGUCGUCCAGAGCAGAGACAAAGCCCACCUUACAAAGAUCUUCAUUGAUACAAGCCAUUCACUGUCACAGCCCAUAAGCCCAAACAACAUCAAAACUUCAUCUUCUCAGGGGAAUAGUCGUAGUUUUAAUGAAAAGCAAACGGAGCUGAAACCAUCAAGUCCAACAGAAAGCUCUUAUCUUGCAAUGCAAUACUAUUCAACCCAAAGGGGAUUGCAUUCACCCCUUGCACCUUACAGAAUGAGUCAACUUCAAGGAGCUUUCUCACAUAGCCCACGCACCCCAGCCCAGUCGCUUAAUACCACUGAAAGUGAGUACAGCUUAUCUCGAGCAACAUCGUCAUCAUCAUCAUCAUCACUAGCUCGUACUGGAAAUCACCACUCUGGAUAUGCAAGGUCAAGAGUUGUUUAUUGUCAGACUGCACCAACUAUGGCUUGCUCUUCAUCACAUAUAAUGGUAAGAUCAAAUUAUUAGUAACCUGUUUUGCAGCCAGACUUGCUACUGAAGGCCUAGAGAGAGGACGCAAUAUAUAGCAUAUCAGGGAUUUAGACUGUCUGCGGCGAAGGCUAACUAAUUAGCUGUUACGUGUCAUAUGAUUGACUUUUCGCAGGCUUUCUCAUGUUUUCUUAUUUCCAGGAAAAAGGCAUCACUUAAAAGACUCUAAUAAACAUUUUUUGCUUCAAACUGUAGGAGAGUUUUGUUGGUCUAUUGUUGUGUCGUCACGCAAUACAGAAGUGUUGUGUGACGACACUAAGAACUGCUGUUGAGCAGACUAUUGUUGGGUGAAUUCAUCAGAAAAUAAUAUUUCAGUGCUGGUGUUUGCCUGAAAUAAAAUAUCAGUGAAUAUAUGUAUGUUAUUUUUUCAGCUUAAACCACAAAGCAACCAGAGUCGCAUUCUUUGAAACCAAUAUGAAGGGCACUUAAUGAAGGCUAACAAUAUCGUAGUAAAUAUUUUGAACAUGACAAGCUUUGAUUUAAGACAUUGCUGGGUUGAAUAUAAUUUGCCGGUAUGGACUUUGAGUCCCUAAUUAAACCUGUGUCUAUGUUAUCUCUCAUCUUUAAGUUAGUUGUCUCUUCUCCUUAAAUUAUACCUUUCUCCAAAGUUACACUCUUACCUUGAAUUCUGUACAGGACCUUAUCAUCACUGCACCCUGAGUGAGGAAAUAAACAUCAUUAGGAGGCAUACGUUCCUUAUUUUGUUAUCAGGGUUGAUUUAGGUAUUGGUCACACAGGAAAACUGGCAGUCAAAUUCUUUCUAGACUAUCAAUCAUUUUGAAGCUUUAUGGUGCUGGCUAUCUUUACUAUGCUUUCUGCCUGGAAGAGAAGGGACACCUUGAUUAGUACAGCAAAUCUAAUAUUUAUAGAGCUAGAUCUCUCUUUCAUUUUUUAGGGCAGUGGUGUUACAGUUGAAACUUUCUGCCAUUAUUCCUCCAUGGAUCCACUGAAAGAUAUUGAUUGUUUAAAUGGUGGAUGACACUAGCUCAGGGCUAUUUACCCCAUUGGUUUUGUGGCACGUAACCCAGUCAAUAGUGAUUUAUCUAGAUGGUGUUUAUUCCCUGGUUGCAAUUUAAAGAUGUGUCCCUCAUGAUCCUAAUUAUAAGAACUUUCUGACCCAUUAAGUGAUGAGAAUGUUCCUGUUCAUUUCACAAUUUUAUUGUUUUAAGUGUGGAGGAAGAAGGAUAUUGACCGAGAGAUGUGACCCUUUUUGUCUCCAAGAAGGAGAAAAGCUUGAAUUGAUAUUGACUGAUUACCUCUGUCAUGGUGAGGCAAAAGUCGAGUGAUUGUGUUUUGUUAUCAACAGCACUGUUCGGCUGAAAGAAGCUCAAUGUCAGGAAGUCCACUGACCACCCAUGUGCUCGACACAGCUCGAGGGGUACCUGCUAGAAACCUACAAGUACAACUGUACUUUGAAGAAAUCCGACCAGACAGUCGCAUGUGGAAACACAUCGCAUCAGGGUAAGAUCAAUAUUCAAUAACCAUUGACAAAAAUUUCAGCUGUUAUUUAAAAGAAUGAAAUGUCCUGGGCAGGGGGCUCUUGUUAAAGAAAUGGGAAAACCUCAUGCACAGGUUCGUCAAACAUGCAGACCUAAUUUUUAAAUCAGAGUAUAUUAUUUUUAUUCAUGUUCUUCUUUAGAUAUUAUUAUAAAUACUAGCUGUGGGUGUUGUCAAUAUAUAUAUUUCCUGCUAUGUUUUGAUCUGCCCAAUUUUUAUGGGUAGAAGCACCUUCAAGUUUCUGAUCCAGAUCUUGACUUAGGGGCUUGGGGAAGCUCCCUGACUGAAAUAAAGUGUUUUGGCCCCUUAGCCCCGUGAGCCUAAGUUUUGGUCUUGAAGUAGGUGGGGGAGUCCCUAGGCCGUCCCUUACAUCUGCUGCGGUUUUCGACAUACAAAUUCUUCAGACUGUUCUCUAUACAUUUUCUUAGAGAAUUAGUUGAGACAAUUUGAUAAAAGAUCAAAGCAUUUCCCCUUUACUGAUAAUUUAACCAGUUCUCAUAACCAUUUCCUUUGAUUAUGCACCGAUUUUGUUUGGAGAAAAUUGGUGUUGGUCACUCUUGGGACCUCAAAGGUUAAUAUCAGACCACUUUACUCGCUGAUCACCUCCAUUAUUUUCAUGGUCAAAAGGUUAGGUGCUGCAACAGUACUGCAACAUUAAUUUAAUAUACCUUUUUUUUGCAGCGUUACAAAUGGCGAUGGACGGAUCCCUAACUUGCUGACACAAGAGCAGUUUAUUCCUGGAAAAUACAUGAUAAGAUUUGAGACUGAAGCAUAUUUCAAAGAGACUGGCAUUUCUGCAUUCUUCUACCCUUAUGUAGAGGUAAUAAAUCUAAAUGUCCCUCCAGGCGUACAAGUAAAGCUACCAGGAUACCCCCGUUACUGGUUUCUUGUAGACCAAAUUAUCAUUAAAAUCUCUGAUUUCAAUGCACUAUUCCAGAAAUUGUACUCGUUAAGGUACACAAGGGUAAUCUACAACUCCCCACCCCUCCACCCAUGGGGCUCAGUACCUGGGGCCAGUUUUUGGUUGUUCAAAAGAUUGCUAGCCCCUUCCAGUGGAUAAGUGUUAGUGAAACCAUUGCAUCAUCCACUGAAUAGAGUUUUAUCUAGUGGAUAACAUCAUUUAUGGACUUACCUUUUAAACAACUGGGACCAGAACUUUCAGUCAGAUCCGGGACAGAGGUUGCCAGUCAAUUUGCCCAAAGUGAUUACCUGGGGCCAUGUUGUGCAGCAGCUUUAGCAAAUUAAUAAUUAAUUUAUUUUGAGUCGCAUAACUUUUGGGCUUUGACUAUAAAGUAGGGCAGGACGUGUUACUCAACAAUGUGCAAGAGGCUAGACUAUUCUGAUAGAAUAUCAAAACCGUGAUACACCUUGUUCCAAAGUGGUGGCAAAUUCAGUUGUUCAUAUUUCUCCAUGAUAAUUGGCCCUUAAUGUCUUGUUCCAAUGUUAGGGUUUUUUUUAUUCUGCACAUACAGAGCAAUCAAGGCAAUGAGGGAUAAUUGAAAUUUGUAUGAAAGGAAGGCGAUAUUGCUGUCAUUUUUUAAUUAGAUGUAUGACAGUUUUAGGGUUCCAAAUGAUUUUUCUUGGGCAAGCAGCUCCCGCAUUUUGCUUGUCUUAGUCAAUGAUUUUUGUAGAGGAUGAGUUGUCUGUACCCUUGCCUAUUGGACAAAUAAGCUUAAGUUACUUGCCCACCAUGAAAUUCCACUUGUUCCAGACUAGCUGA
Porites evermanni is the source of this 5647-nucleotide messenger RNA. The record is from the annotation of a GenBank genome assembly. Lineage: Eukaryota; Metazoa; Cnidaria; Anthozoa; Scleractinia; Poritidae.